AUGGGCGGCUCACACAAGACAGCUCCCAGGAAGGCGAAGGACUCGAAAUCUACCCGCUCGACUCGUCCAUCUGGAACUGAGAGCACGAAGGACUCCAGCAGAAGCUCCAGGGCACAGGCAAGCAUGAGCACAUCCGCUGCGUCACAAGUAUGUCUUCCCAACUCCCUUUGCGCGCCUACUCGACAUCCUUUCACGCGAAUACCCACGCCACGGGGUAGACCGCCCAGACACAAGCCUCCUCUCUGUCCGACUACUAUCCGUACCAAGCCAUCGAUCAUCACAGCUAUCUCGCCGGCCAUCCACUCUACCCCACGCCCCACCCCUGCGUCGACCCCUACUGCCGCGAUCCCGACUGCUACACCCACGCGCACGCUUCAACGCUGCAAGGCUACUACCUUCUUGGUGUGGGCACGCGCUUUCGACCACGACCAUGACGACGAGGACGACCGAAACGAGGGCAGGGCGUCACUGAUUAGCACGACCGGCAUGUUCCUUCCCCUCGUCCCUCGACCGCGCGGCGUUGCUGGUGCGCUCGCCGUCCCCGAGGACAACAACGACACCAUUUCUUCGCUCGAUCCCGUUGACACUGAGGGAUCAGUCUUGGAGGCUCUCACCAAACGUGCCACCGAUCCCGCCAACCUCGGCUGGAUCAACAAGUGGGCGGCCGUCGGCGACAGCUACACUGCGGGCAUCGGUUCAGGUGUUCCUCUUGGAAAGACUGGAGUGCUACGGCUGUCCAGUUAUUCUUUGAACGCUCAUACCAACUAUGGCUGUCGUCCACCUCCGACUUCCUCCCUGUCCAGUGCUGCCGGAUCACCGUCUCGUUUGUUGUUAAAAAGCGGCAUGCUGUGCAGCUGA
Microdochium trichocladiopsis is the source of this 858-nucleotide messenger RNA. RefSeq lists its product as uncharacterized. The transcript has 4 exons. Bases 1 to 858 code for a protein of 285 amino acids. The record is from RefSeq and is a predicted model, not a curated record. Lineage: Eukaryota; Fungi; Ascomycota; Sordariomycetes; Xylariales; Microdochiaceae.